Molecule: messenger RNA, 3051 nt
Organism: Lampris incognitus (smalleye Pacific opah)
Lineage: Eukaryota; Metazoa; Chordata; Actinopteri; Lampriformes; Lampridae
Gene: loxl5b
Product: lysyl oxidase-like 5b
Exons: 7
Coding region: 429-1964 (511 amino acids)
Biological process (GO): peptidyl-lysine oxidation
Molecular function (GO): protein-lysine 6-oxidase activity; copper ion binding
Source: RefSeq, a predicted model, not a curated record
UUUUAUUGGACCUCUACACGAUUGAAAUCGACGUUAUUUUGUCCCAAAACCCACCGAAACCCAACUGACACCUGCGCGUAAAAUCUGCUCAGCAAAACGCCCCCGUGCAGGGAAAAAGAGAGGCUUGUGUAACCGACGCGGGCGCGAAGGGGUUAAGCUCCUCUCGUUCAAAAGCCGGACUUUCUGUGCAUGCGUAAGUAAACGGGUUGAAUUUGAUAAAUGGCCGACGAACUCCAGCCCUCCUCUGCCGUCCAAUUGUCAGUCCUCUUGGGAGCGGGACAUGCUGGGCCUAUUACGAGCUGGAAGGGGUACAGCGCACCACUUGCAGUAAGCGCCUCUUUUGCAGAGCAGCCUCCCCGUGCAGAACAUCCCACCAGCCGCUCGGCCCCGUCUAUCGCCAGGGACUCGGUAAGCUCAAGUCCGCAGCCAUGGUGAAGUGGUCGGUGCUAUCGAUGUAUUUUCUCCAAGGACUGGUUCCCCUCAUCAUCGGGCAGCAGCAGCAGCCCUCGCACAGCGGGAGCUGGCGGCAGCGGAUCCGAUGGCAGAACAACGGCCAGGUGUUCAGUCUGAUGAGCACCGCAUCACAGUACCAAUCUCCCACCCGGUCAGAGAGCCGAUCGAGGGUGUACGUGAGCGGCCGGAGGGACUCCGUCAUCAGGUACCCCAUGUCUGCAGCCGGGACUGCGCACAGGCGAACCGCGCAAUCCGACUCCAGCCGGUUCCGAAGCGACCACACGAUCAACCGCGUCGACGCGGCGUCUGCCCCGGUGGCUUACGACGGAAGACGACAGCACGGCCGUGCGUCGGGGGCUCGGCAACAGGCGCCGGACCCGCUCCAGCGCCAGCAGGACCGGGCAGUGGGUUACCCUGGCGCACGGCGUCACAACCCGGAUUACGCCUACAGGGCCAACGGCUCGGCAGCGGGAAUGUCCCCCGGGUUCCCCGGCGGCGAGGCCCCCAGGAGAGAGGGCUCCGUCGGCCAGGACGCCGCAGCGCGGUUCAGGAGCAACAACGAACAGGGGUACCAGCAGUUACGCGCGGCGCCGGAGACGGGAGUACCUGCCUUCAGACAACCCGCGCAGACCGACCGCGCCAGCUUUGAGCCCCCCGCGGCCUCAGACAGCGAGUCCGCGGCCCCCUACCCUAUUCUCGCGCGCGGCGAGGACGCUGCGAACGACGCGGCGGGUUACGGGGAGGACAUGGUUAACGACGACCCCAGAAACCCGCUGCAAAACCACAGGAAUUCGGUCUUCUACAACGCGUAUCCCUCCAGAGGCAGGCCGGCGACGCGCACACGCCGUCCACCUGGCACGGGAUACGGAACAAGUUAUUUCCAAAACGGGCUGCCAGACCUCGUCCCGGACCCCUACGCCAUCCAGGAAGGUGCCUACAUCCAGCGCGCACAGAUGUAUGCGCUGCGCUGCGCAGCGGAGGAGUACUGUCUCGCCAGGUCGGCCUACAGACCCGCCGUCCGAGACAUCGACUACCGCGUCCUGCUGCGCUUCCCGCAGAAGGUGAAGAACCAAGGAACCACCGACUUCCUGCCCGUGCGGCCGAGACACCAGUGGGAAUGGCACAGCUGUCACCAGCACUACCACAGCAUGGAUGCCUUCAGUAACUAUGACCUCCUGGAUGUGGUCAGUGGUCGCAAGGUGGCGGAGGGGCACAAGGCCAGCUUCUGCCUGGAGGACACAGGCUGUGACCCUGGCUUCAGACGUCGCUAUGCCUGCACAGCUCACACGCAGGGUUUGAGCCCCGGCUGCCACGACACCUAUGCUGCUAACAUCGACUGUCAGUGGAUUGACAUCACGGACGUCCCUCCAGGAAACUACAUCCUGAAGGUGACCGUCAAUCCCAAUUUCCUCGUGGCGGAGUCAGACUUCAACAACAACGUAGUGCGGUGUGACGUCACGUACACUGGCGCGUACGUUCAGAUGCGCAGCUGUCGAAUAACGAGGGGCUGAACCUUUCACCGGAACACCCUCCAUUACCCAGAAUGCCUUUCCAGGAAGCCCCAUCCUCCACGUACUGUACCCAGUAACAAUCUGACCCAAAGCUGUUGUAAUGAUGUAGGCAGUAAGUGCGGCUCUUCCACUUGUUCUAGGAUUGGAGUUUUUGCGCAAUAUUUCUCCCAGAUUCUCAAGUUACACCGCAUUUGUCAGAUCUGUUUACGUCCCACUUUGUUCUUGACAAUCCAAUAGAAGUAUUGUGCUUACACUGAUUUUUUUUUAAAUUGUUUUCAUGCUUGAAUCGGUUUUUUGUUCUUCUUUUCUUUUCAUUUCGGUCAUUUCGCUCUGUGUAGUUGUCUGUGCACGUCAUUAACUCGUUACAGCUGCUUUCAAGCCACUUGAGGGUUGCAGUAGUUAGUUGAAAAUACUCGUUAUUUUUUCGUGUCAUGUGUGAAGGAUUGUUUAAUAUGUGUCGCUAUCUGUGUGUGCGUGCGCGUGUGUGCGUGCGUGCGUGUGUGCAGUCGUGCUGUACGUUUGAGUGAAUGAACCUAUGGGUCUUUAAAUUGUAAUGUAAAACUGUUUAUUUUGCUAAAACUUUGCUGAUGAUAACAAAAACAUUUUAUUAUUUUUUUGGUACGUUUGAUUUAAUACAAUAAACAGUGAUGAGUGAGAAGCCCUGAGCAGACGCGUCCUCGCUGAGGGUUUAAGGAGGGAAAUUUAUGAACGUCUCACUUUCCCCCCGUCAGACCAGCAGACUGCAGCUGAAACAGGUCUCUGGCUUGUAGAAGCGAGUCCACGUUUCAUUUUGGAAACACCUAAAAACCAUAACAGCGAGGGACUCGACCAUGUCAAGAACAUAACAACAACAAAAAUAAAACAAGGGAGAAGAGAGCGUCCGGGUGGCGUGGCGGUCUAUUCCAUUGCCUACCAACAUGGGGGGGGGGUCACUGGUUCGAUUCCCCGUGUUACCUCCGGCUUGGUCGGGCGUCCCUACACAAUUGGCCGUGUCUGCGGAUGUGGGUAUGUGUGUCCUGGUCGCUGCACUAGCGCCUCCUCUGGUCGGUCGGGGCGCCUGUUCGGGGGGGGCGUGAUCCUCCCACGC